AUGAGGCGGAUUCUGGCGUUGAGGUCGAAUAUCAUUACAGCACGGAUACCGGACCAGCCUUGCUAUUCAAAUGUGAUUGCUGACCAAGCUUUGGAAUCCCAUCAACAAAGUCAACGGUCUUUUAAUCAACCAAAGCCCGAUAUCAAUCUAAAGAACAAACUACAUAUAGCAACAGAUUUAGUAAUACAAAAGCAUCCGGAUGAUGGAAAGAAAGUUCUGGAACAAGCAGCGAGCGAGUAUGAAACUUCAAAACCUCAGGAUAUAAUGGAGAAAUUUGAAAAAGUAAAGAACAGAACGGCCAAUAAACCUUCAAAAGGCUUCUUUCUCUAUGAGGAGACCCAGGUAUUGAACAGUAUUAGGAAGAUAUUGAUGCAAGCAGAGGGAGAUCAGGUGGAUAUUGCUUCUGGAUUUGCGGAAUCUUUGGUCAAACUGAAAUUGGCAAAGGUGGAAAGUGUUUGGCUGAAGGAGAUGGUCAAGUUUGAGUUGGUCAAGUAUGUGAAGUUAAAAAGAUUUUUAGUUUACAGUUGUUUACUGUUAUGGUUACCGCUAAGAGAUGACUACAUAUAUUGUAUAUUGAGUUAAGAGUCUGUAUAUUGUGUUGGUGAUGCACAAAUUUUUAUCUUUGGGCAUGGUUUUUGUAUGAGAACGGUUUUUUUGGAUGAAAUUGUUUUUAACUAGUAUAUUAUGACAUUUCAUAUUGUAUCUGCUUUGAUAAUACAGCUUGAGCUAUGAAAACUGGUGUGAAGGUAGAUUAUUUUAAUAUUACCAAUUAUUCACAAGGACGUUUUAUAUUUAUCAGUAUUGUAGUAGUUACAGUAAACCUACUACUGCUUGUUUUUUUUACAGAUUUUUCAAUAUUUCUAUGACAUUUUUUGUUCUAUCUCUUAAGAAAAUGAUGAUAGAACCAUGAAAAUUGGUGAAAAUAUCGAUUAUUCUUUAAUUCAACUGUCUGUGGAAAAAAAUUUUGAGUUUUACAGUGUUUUAAAAGUUACAGUAGACUUAAUACCAUAAACAUAUUUGCUUUAUAAAAAUUUUCAAUAAUUUUUUUUCAGAAACAAUAUAUCCUCAGCUAUAGAAGUCUAUACCAGGUUUUCCACCAUGACACCUCACAAGAAGCUAUUCCCAGCACCAGUCUUUAUCAUCCUAUGUCAUAUCAGUACCGAACUCGAGAAAACGCCAAAGAGAAUGAGAAAAGAGCGUGACGAACUAAAGGCACAGAAAGAGAGGAUUCUGAAGAUUAUUGAAGCAUCUGGAUCCAAAUUACAGAAGAUUUGCAUGGAAGCGUGUGUAUUAUUGUACGGAGGAGACGGCCUUGGAGGAUUAGAUGUGUUGAAACGAAAUGACAUGGAAUUGGGGGUGGAUCAGCUGAAUUUUAUUGUUGAGAUUAGUCGGAAUACUCAUUUGGUAAGUUGUCUUAGAUUAUGAUUGGAUUAGCUUUUGUAAGGGCUGGAAUUGUGUGUAAUAUUUCCACUAUGACACCUCACAAGAAGCUAUUCCCAGCACCAGUCUUCAUCAUCUUAUGCCUGAUUCUUAGUCAUAAAUGGUCAAAAAGUUCCGGAAAAUGAAAAAAUUCUCAAACUUUUAAUGUUUUUGGUGCCUAAUUGUAAGUAAUAUAAGUAUUCUUUCAGCCCCAAAUACUCCUUCCAAUAGUCGACUAUGGAAGCCGGAUCCUACCUUCACAUACACCCACAAAGGUCAAGUUCUACAAUGCCGUAUUAGCUGAACUAGGUAGGUUAUAGCCGUAUAGUACUAUUAGUUUGUUCAAAUAAUUAUGUGCCCCUAAAGAAGAUUUGCUUUGAGAAACGGCUCAGAAUUAUUUGUAGAACCUAAUAUAAUAUAAUCAAGUUUGAGCUGUACAUUUGUCUCACUAUAAACUAUUAUGUUGUUCAAAAAGUAAUGAGCCUUUUUCACUCUUUUUAGCAAAAAAAACUAAAAUUUUGAUAUUGUUGUAGGAAAACGAGGUGAUUUCGAACGAAUGGACAAAAUCGUACAAAGAGUGUGGGAAGAGGUACCAAACAGAGAGCUCUUCAAAUACCAAUACAUAUUCCACAGAGCUCGCCACUUUUACAGAUGCAAAAACUUGGCCAUACCGGAAUACCUGCUCGAAAUGAUUAGAAGACUAGGAGAUUAUUGA
Molecule: messenger RNA, 2134 nt
Organism: Bursaphelenchus okinawaensis
Lineage: Eukaryota; Metazoa; Nematoda; Chromadorea; Rhabditida; Aphelenchoididae
Source: the annotation of a GenBank genome assembly